Solanum verrucosum is the source of this 3997-nucleotide messenger RNA. RefSeq names its product TMV resistance protein N-like. Lineage: Eukaryota; Viridiplantae; Streptophyta; Magnoliopsida; Solanales; Solanaceae. The transcript is spliced from 5 exons. The record is from RefSeq and is a predicted model, not a curated record. Gene Ontology annotation, biological process: defense response; signal transduction. Gene Ontology annotation, molecular function: protein binding; ADP binding. Bases 1 to 3705 code for a protein of 1234 amino acids.
AUGGACGUAGAAGACAAUUCUCAGUACAGUACUCGUCACGAAAUUACAUCUCAUGAUCCACAUUGGUCGUAUGACGUUUUCUUGAGUUUUAGAGGUGAGGAUACUCGAAAGAGCUUUGUUGAUCACCUCUAUACUAGUUUACACGAAAAAGGAAUACACACAUUUCGUGAUGAUAAAGAGUUAAGUAGAGGAAAAUCAAUUUCCCCUGAACUCCUUAACGCUAUAGAAAAAUCGAGGUUUGCAGUAGUUAUUUUUUCGAAAAACUAUGCAGAUUCAUCGUGGUGUUUGGAGGAGCUGACGAAGAUCGUUGAGUGCAACAAGCAGAGGGGACAAACGCUGAUUCCAGUGUUUUAUAGUGUGGAUCCUUCUGUUGUGAGAAAACAGAAGGAGAGUUAUGGAGAAGCUUUCGCUAAACAUGAAGAGAAUUUGAAGGGAUCAGAUGAGAGGAAUAAGAUCCAAAGAUGGAGGGAUGCUUUAAAGGAUGCUGCUAACAUCUCUGGGUUUGACGUCCAACACAUGGAAGACGGGCAUGAAUCAAGGUGCAUUAGACAGAUUGCUUUGACAAUUUUAAAAAGAUUGGGGCGUGUACGACCUAAAGUUGCAGAUCAUUUAGUGGGCAUAGAGUCCCAUGUACAAAAUGUUAUAUCUAUGAUGAAUUUGCAUUCUGAAGCUGAUGUUCGCAUAAUUGGGAUAUGGGGUAUGGGAGGCAUUGGCAAAUCAACUAUUGCGCGAGCUGUAUUUGAUCAACUUCAGGAAGAGUUCGAAGGUAGUUGCUUUCUUGAUAAUGUUAGAGAAGUUUCAACAAAAUCCGGACUUCAGCCUUUGUCGGAAAAAAUGAUUUCUGAUACAUUGAAAGAGAGUAAAGACAAUCUUUACACCAGCACCACUUUGCUGAUGAACAGGUUGAGCUAUAAAAGAGUGAUGGUCGUUCUUGACGAUGUGGAUAAUGAUGAGCAGAUAGACUAUUUGGCUGGAAAGCAUGAAUGGUUCGGAGCUGGGAGCAGAAUCAUCAUCACCACUAGAAACAGGCAAUUGUUAUUGUCUCAUGGGGUGGAUCAUGUGUAUGAAGUUAGUCCUUUAGGGAUUAAUGAGGCUUUGAUGCUCUUCAACAAGUUUGCAUUCAAAGGACGUGAGCCGGAAGGUGAUUUUUCUGAACUGGCGCUGCAAGUCGCGCAAUGUGCUUGGGGCCUUCCACUGGCUCUCAAAGUAUUGGGUUCAUUUCUACAUAAAAGAUCAAAAGCAGAAUGGAAGAGCGAGUUGAAGAGGCUGAAAGAAAUUCCCCAUGAUGAUGUGAUAGGGAAACUUAAAUUGAGCAUUGAUGCAUUGAAUGAUCUAGACAAGCAAAUAUUGCUCGACAUUGCUUGUUUCUUCAAGGCGAAACGAAGAGAACCUGUCACCAGAAAACUCCUUGCUUUCGGUUUCAAACCUGAAAUUGGAGUACCAGUACUUAUUCAAAGAUCACUUUUAUCCAUAUCUGAUGAUGACAGGUUCCAGAUGCAUGAUUUAGUUCAAGAAACCGCUUGGUACAUGGUUCGCCAUGGACAUCCUAGAGAGAAAUUCAGCAGGUUGUGGGUUCCUGACGACAUAUGCGAUGUUAUGUCAAAGAAAUCAGGUACCGGAGCAAUUGAGGGAAUAAUAUUGGCGUACUCUGAAAAGCAGAAGAUGAACUUAGGAUCACAAGCAUUAAAGGGUAUGGAAAAUCUACGUCUUCUGAAAAUCCAGAAUGCUUACUUCCGUAAAGGUCCGAGUCAUCUUCCAAAUGAGUUACAAUGGCUCAGUUGGCACAAUUUCCCUUCAACCUCACUUCCACAAGACUUUGCGGGAGAAAAGCUAGUUGGACUUAAACUAAUUCAUGGCCAAAUUUUGCAACUUUUGCCAGAAGAUAAGUAUCUUGACAAGCUGAAGUAUUUGAACCUCAGCUACUCCAAAGGGUUAAUUAACACUCCCAACUUUAGCCAAAUGCCAUAUCUUGAAAAGUUGAACCUGAGCAACUGUACGAACUUGAUAGGAGUUCACAGAUCACUUGGAGAUCUUACAAGGCUUCAGUACUUGAAUUUGUCUCACUGCUCAAAGCUAAAGAGUAUUUCGAAUAACAUCCAUCUCGAAUCUUUGGAAAAGCUUCUUCUGUGGGACUGCACAAAACUCGAAAGUUUCCCUCAAAUCAUAGGAUUAAUGCCAAAGCUUUCAGAACUUCACUUGGAAGGGACUGCAAUCAAAGAGCUACCCGAGUCCAUCAUAAAUCUCGGUGGGAUUGUGUCCAUAAACCUCAGGAAUUGCAAGGAUCUGGAAUGUAUAACUUAUAGCAUUUGUGGUUUGAGAUGUCUCAGGACUCUAAAUCUCUCUGGCUGUUCAAAACUUGAGACAUUGCCAGAAACCCUUGGACAAGUGGAAACUUUAGAAGAACUACUUGUAGAUGGAACUGCAAUUAGCAAGCUACCAUCAACCAUCUCGGAGAUGGAAAACUUGAAAAUCCUUUCUUUCAGUGGAUGCAAGAAAAGGAAAAAAGAUAAGGCAUUCUGGAAAAACAGUUUUAGCUUUCGCUUGAAUCUAAAGUUAACUUCACUGCCAAAUGUCAGGCGCAUCACAAGACGAUUAAAUACUGGAAGAAAUAAGAAGCCAGAAAUAUCAGGACCAUCAUUAUCUGGUUUGUGUGCCUUAAAGAAACUAGAUCUUAGUGACUCUGAUUUGGUAGAUGAAAUCGCUGGUGAUGUUUGGCAGCUGUCCUCAUUGGAAGAGUUAAAUUUGAGCCGAAAUAAUUUUAAUGAAUUUCCAUCAAGAAUAUAUGGGUUACAGCAAUUCAAGGUCCUGAAAGUUGAUGAAUGCAAAAGCCUUGAAGCCUUGCCUGAUCUUCCCUGGAGUAUUGUAAUGAUAGAGGCAAAUGAGUGCCUUUCCUUGCAGAGUCUUGGAAAUCUUUCACCGCAACAUGCAUUCUUGAAAAAGGUCUCGUUUUUCAAAUGUUUCAAAUUGUACCAACAAAGCCAAAAAACCAGUAUUAGCGCUGCGGAUUUGUUGCUUCAUUUGCUUCUCCAGGGUCACUCCACCUUUUAUAGUCAAUUUAGUAUACUGAUUGCUGGAGGAAAAAUCCCCGAGUGGUUUGGUUAUCAAAAAAUGGGUCGAUCAAUCUCAGUCCAGCUACCUACAGAUUGGCAAGACAACAUUGCAGGGGUUGCAUUCUCAUUUGUUUUCGAAUGCCUUGUUCCAAAAUCAAAACUAGGUGUUACUUUCAAGUUGAUAAGUCCAAACCACCGAGAAUACACAUUUGAAAGUGCUCCAGCAUCUGCUGCUUCAAAGAUGGGGGAGGAGUACAAAUGUGAUCACUUGUGGAUAGCUUAUAUCUCUUUCCAUCUUUUUCGUCUCCUCUUCCCCGAGUUCACAACUGAAGAUUGGACUAAGGUUUGUUGUUGCCUGUCAAUUAGCCUAAGACAAGAGCCAUGGAACAAAGUGAGGAGGUGUGGGAUUCAUUUAGUGUACAAAAAAGACUUGACUACAUCAUUGGCAGCUGGGAGCAAAGAAUUGACGGUGUAUGACGAGGGAGGAGAUUCAAAAAGGAAAGAAGAGGUGAAAGAGGAUAUCGUGGCACUGAUGGCUGGGGUUAACGUUUUGAAUUGGGACGUUGACUCCAUUGAGCAAGAUAACACUCAGCUUGCGAAUUUGAGGAAAUCACUUGCCUAUAAGAUUCAGAAGACACUUUCUUUUGAUUGCUAGAGUAGUGUUCUCUAGCUACUACAUAGUACUAAUGUUUGCUUAUAUCUUCAAUUGAACAGUUGCUUGAUGUUUCUGCUCGUCGAUGGCACGUUUCUUGGUUUGCUUGUUUGUGCUUUACUUCCAUGCAUUGGAUUGAGUAAUACCCUACUACUUACUACCAAUGGAAAUUAGAAAUAAUGGUUGGCUUUGAUUUUGUUGAAUUGUUUGGUUUCUUGUGCACUGUGAAACGAACCGUGUAAUGUGUAAAUGUAAUGCUUGUUUUUCUUUUGUUAAGAAUAAUGUAUGUUCUGUU